Penicillium odoratum is the source of this 1680-nucleotide messenger RNA. RefSeq lists its product as uncharacterized. Gene Ontology annotation, cellular component: membrane. Gene Ontology annotation, molecular function: amino acid transmembrane transporter activity. Lineage: Eukaryota; Fungi; Ascomycota; Eurotiomycetes; Eurotiales; Aspergillaceae. Bases 1 to 1680 code for a protein of 559 amino acids. The record is from RefSeq and is a predicted model, not a curated record. The transcript has 7 exons. Gene Ontology annotation, biological process: amino acid transmembrane transport.
AUGGCGGAACUUAGCUCAGUGAAGGUUGAUCUCAAAGGAAGUGCAGAAAAUGAAAUCGAUAUUGAGAGAAUCGCCACUGCAGCAAGCGAACAUCAUGGAACCUCUAAAGAAAUCCAGGCAGAGGAUACUGCAGGCUAUCACCGAUCUCUCACCAGACGAAAGGUCAUGAUGAUGACCUUUGGUGCUGGAAUUGGAACAGGUCUCUGGGUAGGAACUGGUCAAGCUUUAUACUACGCUGGUCCUGGAGGAAUCGCCUUGACCUAUACCUUGACUGCAAUAAUCGUCUACGCCCAAUACUGCUCCUUUGGUGAAAUGAUUACAUACAAACCAAUUCAUGGAGGUUUCAUUCGAACAUGCAUGGAAUACGUUGAUCCCGCAUUCGGCUUCGCCAUUGGAGUCAACUUCUGGUUUUCAUGGGUGAUGAUCAUCCCAGCAGAAAUUACAGCAGCAGUGUCAGUAUUGAAAUUCUGGCCAGCAACGGAUGCCCUUCCUCUAGCUGGGUAUAUCACGAUCUUCCUGGUGGCCAUAGCCUUGGCAAACGUCUUUCAGGUUCGAAUUUACGGCUACAUUGAAUACUACAUGUCGUUCAUUAAAUGUGUUGCAAUUGUUUUGAUGAUUUUCUUCCUAUUUAUCAUGACAUCGGGAGGGAUCCCUGCUACUCAUGGUCCUAUUGAGUUUCGCUAUUGGAAGAACCCUGGUGCAUUUAAGAAUGGAAUGAAGGGCAUUGCCAAGGCAUUCGUUCAAGCAUGCUUUAGCUUCGGUGGUGGUGAACAUAUUGCAGUGAUUGCUGGCGAGGUAGCAAAUCCUCGACAAACAAUAAAGAAAACAGUCCGUCCAGUUUUCUGGCGCAUGUUCACAUUUUUUGUUGUGAACAUUUGGCUAGUCGGGAUGUGUGUUCCAUCUGAUGAUUCCAGUCUAGCUACUGCCAGUGGCACUCUUGGAAGUCCCUUUGUAAUUGCAAUCAAGCGUGCAGAUGUCUAUGGACUUGCGCAUGCACUCAACGGAUUCAUAUUCCUCAGUGUUAUUAGCUGUGGCAUUACUAGUGUCUAUGUGGCAAGUCGAAGCCUGACAGCGCUUGCGGAUUUGAAUCUUAUUCAUCCUUUCUUUGGUCGAAAAGACGCUCAAGGUCGUCCAUAUGUGUCAAUGAUUAUCAGCCUAGCUCUUGGUGGAGGACUCUGCUAUCUCAACUGCGACAGUACUGGAAAGAUUGUCUACAACUGGUUUUCUUCUCUGGUCGCUAUCGCAACUCUGUUCGAUUGGUCCGGAUGUUAUAUUACCCACCUUCGAUUCAGACAAGGCUUGAAAGCGCAGGGCAAGGAUCUCAGCACCCUACCUUUCAAAGGAUUUCUUACGCCAUAUGUGCAAUACUUCAGCCUAAUUCUGGUACUAUUCAUUUUCGGAUGUGAAUUUUAUCUAUCGUGUUGGCCUUUCGGAGAAAAGGGCUCUGCGAAGACGUUCUUUUCCACCUACCUUGCUGCUCCGUUGUUUUUCUUUGACUACUUCGUGUACAAGUUUUAUUUCAAAACGAAGAUUGUGAAACCCUCGGAGAUGAACUUUUCCGCAGCGCAUUACUUUGACGAAGAAGAUCGUCUGAACAAGAUGGCACCCCAAGAGGAAAAAGAAGAGAAGACUGGAAAGAAAGCAUGGCUCAAACGCGUUCGAUAUGUCAUAUUUGGGUAA